Molecule: messenger RNA, 411 nt
Organism: Pelagomonas calceolata
Lineage: Eukaryota; Pelagophyceae; Pelagomonadales; Pelagomonadaceae
Source: the annotation of a GenBank genome assembly
AUGGCGUGGAAUCGCCACGCCAUCGCGCAGACGCGGCUACGGAAGCACGUCGCGUCGAUGGCGUGGGGCGCCCGAGAUUUGAUUUCCCACAGGUACCUGGAGAACGAGUUCGCGAAGAUGGACCGCAUGCGGGACGACGCCCUGGCGCGCGGCAUCCGAACUUUGAAAGUCACGUACGAGGAUCUCGUCGAGGACAAGGGCGCGGGCCUGGAACGCGUCGCGAAAUUUGUUUCGGCCGGCACGGGCUGCGACGCGGCGGGCUUCACGUACACGGGCGAGGAGGCGUCCUGGCACGUCGUCCACCCGCACCCCAUGUCGUCCUACGUCGCGGACUGGAAGGAUGUUGUAUCAACAUUGCGCGGGACGCGCUUCGAGAAAUUCCUGGCCAUGGACGGGUCGUCGGCGGGCUAG